Messenger RNA from Puntigrus tetrazona (Sumatra barb), 1178 nucleotides. It is a transcript of the gene mrpl19, whose product is annotated as mitochondrial ribosomal protein L19. Gene Ontology annotation, cellular component: mitochondrial large ribosomal subunit; ribosome. Gene Ontology annotation, molecular function: structural constituent of ribosome. The transcript has 6 exons. Gene Ontology annotation, biological process: translation. The coding region runs from base 38 to 937 and encodes 299 amino acids. NCBI's taxonomy places the organism in Eukaryota, Metazoa, Chordata, Actinopteri, Cypriniformes, Cyprinidae. The record is from RefSeq and is a predicted model, not a curated record.
CACAGUCGUCGUUGUUAAGGUUGGACAACCAAUCAAAAUGUUUCUUGUACACGCUCCCCCUUGUCGGAGGUCAAACAUGGCGGCGUGCGCAAGGAGGACGCGAGAAACGAUGGGCUUGCUACGAAUUUUAAGAUAUUUCCCUCAAAACGAACGACUUCUUUCAACGUCUGUAUUGAGGCACUCUGCAGCGUCAGAUGGACCUCCAAAAUUCACUCCUCCAACCAAACCUAUUAUUCUAGAAAAAACACAGAAAGAAGUGUCUCUGCGACGGUUUCUGAGUCCAGAGUUCAUUCCUCCUCGUCAGCGCACAAACCCUGUGAAAUUUUCAGCAGAACGGGAAGACAUGAUACAGAGACGAAAAGUUCUCAACAUUCCAGAGUUUUACGUUGGCAGUAUUUUAGCAGUGAACAUGACUGAUCCUCACGUGAAAGGGAACUUGAAUCGCUUUGUUGGCAUCUGCAUUCAACGCUCUGGAAAAGGAUUGGGUGCUACUUUUAUACUUAGGAACAUUGUUGAUGGCCAAGGAGUGGAGAUAUGCUACGAAUUGUACAGUCCACGUAUGCGUAAGAUUGAGGUGUUGAAGCUGGAGAAGAGGCUGGAUGACAAUCUCAUAUACUUGAGAGAUGCUCUUCCUGAGUACAGCUCCUUCGACUUUGACAUGCAGCCUGCCUAUUCUAAAAUAACAGGAGAUGUUCCGGUCAAUCAGUUAAAAGUGAAAAUGAAGCCAAAGCCGUGGUCUAAACGUUGGGAGCGCCCCAAGUUUAACAUUAAGGGUAUCUGCUUUGACCUAUGUUUGACCCCUGAAAUGAUGGAGCAUGCUCAGAAGUGGGCAGAACCGUGGAGGCAGUAUGAUAUGCUGAUGGAGUAUGACACAUCCAAACUAGAGGAGCAGAUCUUCAAGGAGGUACAGGAAAAUCUCAAAGUGAAAAGUCCAUAGAAACUACUUGCAGCCUGGACAGAGACAUGAGAGACAUGAAGGGACAAGGGUAAGGUGACACCUCUAAAGAUGCUGAAAAGAUCAGACUUUUGAGAGAUACUGAUACCAAUGUGGUUCUGGUCCUGGAUUUUGCCUCAAAAUGGAUUUUGGAGAUACAUUCAGAUGCCUACGUAUGAUACAUCAGAACUCGCUCAAUUGCUGAUCUACAAAUAACCAUCCUAAAUUAAAGCAAUUGCAAUUA